This is a messenger RNA of Pleurotus ostreatus (oyster mushroom), 3297 nucleotides long. RefSeq lists its product as uncharacterized. Gene Ontology annotation, molecular function: cysteine-type endopeptidase activity; protein binding; cysteine-type deubiquitinase activity. Gene Ontology annotation, cellular component: cytosol; nucleus. Lineage: Eukaryota; Fungi; Basidiomycota; Agaricomycetes; Agaricales; Pleurotaceae. The coding region runs from base 1 to 3297 and encodes 1098 amino acids. The record is from RefSeq and is a predicted model, not a curated record. Gene Ontology annotation, biological process: protein deubiquitination; regulation of protein stability. The transcript has 20 exons.
AUGGAUGCACUGGACGAGAAGCAUUCAAUGGAAAUUGACGACAUUGUAUCAGUACAAGAUCAUGAAGCAUUCGCGGCGAAGCAUAUGCCGGAUCUGGGACACGAAGUCAAGGACUUCCAGGUGUUCACUUGGCGACUAACCAACUGGAAGAAAUUGGAGAAGAAGAUAACGAGCCCGGAAUUCGAAUGUGGGGGUCAUAAAUGGCGUAUCCUGCUAUUUCCUUUCGGCAACUCGAACGCUCCGCCAAAUGAUACAGUUUCUGUCUAUCUCGACUAUGCGGAACCCAAGAAAGCCCCAGAGGGCUGGCAUGCAUGCGCUCAGUUUGCCCUGGUUAUCUCAAACAUAUACGACCCUGCGAUAUACACCGUCAGCCAUGCUCACCACCGUUUCAUCGCCGAAGAAUCCGACUGGGGAUUUACUCGCUUUAGUGAACUGCGGAAACUUUUCCAUGUCGCUGAAGGGCACAAUCGUCCAACCAUCGAAGAAGAAUCAGCCGACGUCACUGUUUUCGUUCGUGUACUAGAAGAUCCUACUGGGGUACUAUGGCAUAAUUUCGUCAACUAUGACUCAAAGAAGGAAACGGGUUUCGUAGGCCUGAAGAAUCAGGGCGCAACAUGUUACAUGAAUUCUCUCCUUCAAAGUCUCUACUGCACUCGCUACUUUCGACGCGCUGUGUACCAAAUACCAACGGAGGACGACAUUCCCACUGAGAGUGUUCCAUUGGCUCUACAACGUGCAUUUUACCACCUGCAGACAUCGGACCAACCCGUUGGUACUACUGAGCUCACGAAAUCCUUUGGGUGGAAAUCCCUCGAUUCUUUCCUACAACACGAUGUCCAGGAAUUCAAUCGUGUACUUCAGGACAAGCUGGAAUCCAAAAUGAAGGGCACGAAAGCGGAAGGCGCCAUUGCCAAGCUUUUUGUAGGCAAGAUGAAGAGCUUCAUCAAAUGUGUUAAUGUUGAAUACGAGUCCUCGAGAAUUGAGGAGUUCAAUGACAUCCAAUUGAAUGUCAAGGGCAUGAAGAACCUUUACGAAUCAUUCAAAGACUACGUAGCAGUCGAGACACUUGAAGGGGAGAACAAAUACCAAGCAGAAGGAUUUGGUCUUCAAGAUGCCAAGAAAGGCAUCGUCUUCGAAUCAUUCCCCCCUGUCCUGCACCUUCAGCUCAAGCGGUUUGAGUACGAUAUUCAACGCGAUGCUAUGGUCAAGAUCAAUGAUCGCCACGAAUUCCCUUUCGAAAUCGACUUGGGCGAGUUCCUCGACUCAAAUGCCGAUCGUUCACAGCCGUGGGUGUACAAACUGCACGGUGUGCUUGUACAUUCAGGUGAUUUGCACGGUGGUCACUACUUCGCUUUGAUCAAGCCUGACCGCGACACGAGGUGGUUGAAGUUCGAUGAUGAUCGUGUAACGCCGGUGACUGAUAGGGAGGUGUUGGAGGAGAAUUAUGGUGGGGAAGCGUUGAAUGGCGUUCCUGCUGCUUUGCAGCGGAACCAGGUGCGCGCCAUGAAGAGGUUUACAAACGCAUAUAUGUUGGUGUACAUCCGAGAAUGCGCCAUUGACGAGGUAUUGGCACCGUUCACCGAGGAGGACACCCCAACCCAUCUGAAACGCCGGCUAGAAGAGGAGCGCGUACAACAAGAGGCGAAGAAGCGUGAGCGGGAAGAGCAACAUCUCUUCCUCACUGCGAAGGUCAUCACGGACGAAACAUUCACUCGCCAUGAAGGCUUCGACUUGGCGACAUUCGACGAAAAGAACUGGCCGGCGUCCGAUCUUCCAAGCUUCCGUGUCUUGAAGCAAGAAACGUACAGCAUGUUUAAGAGUCGUGUGGCGCAACACUUCCAUUAUCCUGAGAAUCAAAUACGCCUCUGGGUCCUUGUAAACCGCCAGAAUAAGACUGUCAGGCCCGAUACUCACAUCCCGGAGAACGAACCUACUCUGACGGUUGAGGUUAUUCGCAACAAUAUGGCGGCGAGACAAAAUGACCUUCGGCUAUACCUUGAUGUCAUCCCCGAUCCUUCAAAGCCUGACCCCCCAGCCCAAUCCAUUAUGAUCUUCCUCAAGCACUUUGAUACAUCGAAGCAGAGUCUGUUCGGUGUGGGCAAAGUCUACAUGCCAAAGAACAGCAAGGUCGGCGACUUGAUGACCGUAGUGAAUGAGCGCAUGCGUUGGACACCAGGGACGCCGAUCAAACUCUACGAGGAAAUCAAACCCGGAAUGAUCGAGCUUAUGAAGCCCAAACUGUCGUUCGCUCAGAGCGAGAUUCAGGACGGAGACGUCAUUUGCUUCCAAGUCGAUAUAUCGGAGAAAGAGAUCCAUGACCUUGAAGCUCAAGGCCUCUACUCGAAUCCCGUACAGUACUACGACUUCCUACAAAACCGGGUAAUGAUAAUCUUCCGACCUAAAUUCGACGAACCCGAUCACGACCACCCUGAGUUCAGCCUUGUCCUCAGCAAGAAGCAGAACUAUGACAUAAUGUCUCAGAAAGCUGGAGAAUACCUACGACACGACCAGAUUAAACUACGAUUUACUACGACCCAUGCCACGAACGGUAGCCCGAAGGCGGUUCUCAAGAGAAGCCUGAACCAGAGUAUCCAAGAGAUCAUGACCCCGAACUACAUGAACCCUACCACCACUGUUAUCCUCUACGAGAAGCUUGACGUCAGCAUAGUCGAACUCGAGACGAAACGCAGUCUGAAGGUAGUGUGGACUGGGAUCCACAAUAAGGAGGAGGGGACACAUUCAUUCCUACUCCCGAAGACGAGUAUGGUACACGAUCUAGGCGAUCACCUCGCCAAACAAGUCACUCUGUCGCCAGGCGGAACAGGAAAGAUUCGCAUAUUCGAGAUUUCGAAAGACGGCAAGAUGCAAAGGGAGUUCACCGGGUCAGAGAUGAUUGGUAACAUUCCCGAUCCAGUGGAGCUAUACGCUGAGGAAAUACCGCGUGAGGAGGCCGAAGCUGACGAUUCGGACAAAGUCAUAGGUGUCUUUCACUUCUCUAAGGAGCUCGUGCGGACGCACGGUGUACCAUUCAAAUUCGUAGUCAAGCGGGGCGAGAAAUUCUCGGAGACCAAGAAGCGACUCCAAGCUCGGAUAGGUGUCUCAGACAAGGAGCUAGCAAAAUACCGCUUUGCUUUGAUACAAGCAUCGACAUUCAAACAACCUUCGUAUAUAGAAGACGACGACACCAUUUACGAACACCAAUUCGCGCCAGAAGAUGUCCUUGGGCUCGAUCAUGUCGAUAAGUCUGGUAAAACACGGACGGGAGGUGCGGAGAAGGCUAUCGUGAUCAGAGGAUAA